UGAAUGUAUUUUACUGCCUGACAGAAGUGAACGUGCAGGUAUCAGGUCGAUUGGUGAUGCCUUCAGGUCCAUCCAGGUGAAACAUCGAGCUGAUUGUUCUGGACUCGAUUACACGGCUCUCCACGUACAAGUUUGUUUUAAAAUGGCGGCGGAAGCGGCGAAAACAGUGGCUUCAUGUGACGGUAGAUGAACCGGGACUGGUGCUGUUUGUGUGCGUUAAGCUGCCUUGAAGGAGCCGAGGAGGAGGAGAUGGUGCCGCCGUAACCACAGCAUCAUCAUGGACCACUCCGGGCGGCGGGUACCUGUCACCCACCUGUAGCRUCCCCCCCGGCCGGCAUGGCGAACACGAACCACGGCGCCCAGAACCAGAGAGACGGCCGCUGUGAUGGAGGAACCAUAGUGGGAAAUGGUUCUGCGGGCAAAGACCUUCCCCCCUCUGACCUCCACAGUGAAACCAACGGAGAGUCCAGUUCAGCUCCACAAAGUGAACUCGUCCUGCCCAGAUUGAUACCUUCCUGCUCCACCACCCCCAUCUACUACAGCAGCCCUCAAAAAAGUUACUCAGACUUGGACYGCCACAGCUUGACUUCUCAGGACUCAGGAAUCCCCACUCUAGAGGUCAACCCUCCGGACCCCGUCCUCCACAGACAAUCAGGUGAUGGCCGCCUCACGCUGGACGCCAGUAGAGACUCGCCUGCUACGUUAACACUCGACGACAAUCCGUCCGACAGCAAUGUCAUGCACAAGUCCUCUACCUUCCCCCGCAGUGGCUACGACUCCAUCCGCCUCUUCAGCACCAACCUCAGAUUACCCCCCACCGCAGGGUUGGGUGUCGCCAGCGGAGCCUUGAACCGCAGCGACGACAUCUCCAUGUGCAGCGUGUCGAGCAUGAGCACGGAGCUGUCGGUCUCUAAUGAAGACAUCUUGGAUUUUACCGUCACGUCUGACUCCAGCGCCGUCGUAACCUUUGAGACGGAUCACGGCGGCUCGGCUCACUUCUCCGACGUGACGUUGUCUUCGUCGCCUGGAGACUCGUGGAGUCCUGGGCAUUUGCAUGUGGAGWUGGGUAUUGAUCAGCAGGAAGAUGGAAGGCUGAAGAAGCUGGGACCUCUGGCGAGCUUGUUCAACAGGAACCUGUUUGCUAAAAAGGUGAAGGAAAAUCGGCCCGCUGAGCCAAGAGAACCKGGCUGGAARCUGUUUGGGAAAGUCCCCCUACGAGAAGGGCCAAUCAAAGACCCCAAGAAAAUACAGAAGGAAUAUGAAACAAAGAGUGGCAGACCUGGACCUGGUAACCCGACAUCCCCCAGGCGGAGUGUGAGAAAAAACCUGGACUUUGAGCCUCUCUCCACCACCGCACUCAUACUCGAGGACAGACCUGCGUGUACGUCUCGACGGGUCAGGGACCUGUGGUGGCAGGGAGUCCCCCCGAGCGUCAGAGGCAAGGUGUGGAGCCUGGCUGUGGGCAACGAGCUCAACAUCACACACGAGCUGUAUAACAUCUGUCUCGCCCGGGCCAAAGAGAAGUGUAGGACCACUGCAGCCCCCUCCACAGACACCGACACUGAAGAUGUUUCAGGUUCUUCAGACCGAGAGUCGAGCCUGGAGCUGAUCAAGCUGGACAUCUCCAGAACCUUCCCCCAGCUGUGCAUCUUCCAGCAGGGUGGGCCCUACCACGACGUGCUGCACAGCAUUCUGGGAGCGUACACAUGUUACCGGCCKGACGUUGGUUAUGUGCAGGGCAUGUCCUUCAUCGCUGCCGUGCUCAUCCUGAACCUGGACACGGCCGACGCCUUCAUAGCUUUUGCCAACCUGCUGAACAAACCCUGUCAGAUGGCUUUCUUCAGAGUCGACCACAGCCUUAUGUUGACGUACUUUGAAGCGUUUGAAGUGUUCUUUGAAGAAAAUUUACCAAAGCUCUUUGCACAUUUCAAGAAAAACAACUUGACCCCUGAUAUUUAUUUAAUCGACUGGAUCUUCACGCUCUACAGUAAGUCCCUGCCUCUGGAUCUGGCGUGUCGGGUGUGGGACGUGUUCUGCAGGGACGGGGAGGAGUUCCUGUUCCGCACAGCACUGGGCCUGCUGCGUCUCUACCAGGACGUCCUGACGUCCAUGGAUUUUAUCCACAUGGCCCAGCUGCUGACCCGGCUGCCUGACCUCAUCACCGCCGAGCAGCUCUUCCAGCACAUCGCUGCCGUCCACAUGAGCAGCCGCAACAGGAAGUGGGCUCAGGUCCUGCAGACGCUGACGGAGCAGAAGAAGUCGGCAGCGAGACAGUCUGGUGCUGAAGCACUGAGCUGAGAUCAGAGGGGGAACACCACACUAGUCCACUCAGACCCCCUCCAGCUUUCAGGAGAACCUGGACUCUCACCAGGCCAAGUGGACCUGAACGAGACAGAUCCUGUCCCGCCAAGCUUGAGGGACAAAUCUUCCUGUAGCUGCUGCUCUUCAAAGAGCCGUGUUGCUGCUCUGACCCAAACCAGCAUCCCAGAGGACGCUCUGUCCCUGACGAGUCAGGGAGGGAAAAAAAAACAAUUUGAGGCCUUAUUUACACCCCCCGCUGAGAAGCCCAGCAGAGACGUGCAGACUGUAGCUGGGACAAGUGAAGAAUGUAAAGCAGCACUCCUCCCACUUCCUGUCAGAACCAUGCUGCAAACAUCUCCACACAUGAAGGAACCCACAGAGACCAGAGUCCACUCAAAUCCUCUGCUGUCCCACAUCUGAGCACCUUUCUUCCUCUUUUCUUUGCUCUGGUUAUUUAACUGACACGCUCCAACCUUCAGGUUCAAAACGAAGGAACAAAACCUCUAUUGUUAGUUUUUUAAUCGUCCUAUAAACCUGUUAGAAAACAGAGCUUUGGUUUUAUAGUUUUACAUGAAGCAGGAAACACGUUGAUUUCUCAUGAGCUUUAUAUGUUUGAGGAACAUUUCAGCUGUUCUGUCUUGAUGUCUUUGUUUGUAAUUAUUUAUUAUUUAUCCUAAAAAGAAACUAAAUGUUGAGUUUCUGCAGACGUGCUGCAGAAGAUUCAAACUUUGCUGUCGUGUGAUUUCACCAGAAGGUAAACGAGGUCCAAUCUUAACACAACAGGAUUGUUUCUGUUUGUGUUGAAAUCAGCAUAUUUUCAGCAUCUCUGUAAAAACAACUUCUGGACUUAAAAACUAAAACCGACUCAGCUUUAAUGCAUUUAUAAAUGUACGGUUUAAAGGAAUAGUUUGGUCGUAUAAACAGUAUCUUACCUGGUGCAGAUAGCUUCUUGGGUGAUCUCAGUUUGGGGAAACAGUUGAGUUCUAACCAAACUGAGGAGCUAAUGGCUAGUGAGGCUAUGAGGCUACAACCACUGGAUUUCUUUUGUCUUGAAACAAAAAUGAGAAUGUUUUAUAACACUGUUUGUUUCACUUUGGUUUUUUAAAUACAAUUUUGUGGUUAUUUA
This is a messenger RNA of Austrofundulus limnaeus, 3427 nucleotides long. RefSeq names its product TBC1 domain family, member 14 (gene tbc1d14). The record is from RefSeq and is a predicted model, not a curated record. NCBI's taxonomy places the organism in Eukaryota, Metazoa, Chordata, Actinopteri, Cyprinodontiformes, Rivulidae. Gene Ontology annotation, biological process: regulation of GTPase activity. Gene Ontology annotation, molecular function: GTPase activator activity; small GTPase binding.